This is a messenger RNA of Plasmodium falciparum 3D7, 3735 nucleotides long. It is a transcript of the gene POLQ, whose product is annotated as putative DNA polymerase theta. The record is from RefSeq and is a predicted model, not a curated record. Gene Ontology annotation, molecular function: RNA helicase activity; hydrolase activity; ATP binding. Lineage: Eukaryota; Apicomplexa; Aconoidasida; Haemosporida; Plasmodiidae.
AUGUUCGAAAAAAAAAAAAAAAAAGUAAAAAAUAAAAAUUCGAUUCAUUUACAAUGUUAUCGAAGAUUAGGUAUUCAUCGAAAAAAAUAUUUCAAUUUUUCAAAUCAGUUGAUAUACAUUUCUUUGUCUGGCCAUAUUUAUACAUACCCAAGUUAUGAAGGGGUGUUACAGGCAGACAAAUAUAUUCUCGAUGAAUUGUGCAUAACAAAAUUUGGGGAAAGCUCUGCAAUUACUGAUAUAAAAUUAUUAUACAAAAAAAUAUACAAAAAUGAUUACGAUCCUUCUAAAUAUACUAAACAAAACUUUGAACACUAUUACAUACCACCUUCAAUUAUUAAAGCAUAUAACGAACUAGGUAUACACAAACUAUAUAAAGAACAAGCAGAGUGUCUUUGUAAAAUAUUUUUAAAUGACGAUAUAGAAAAUAAAAUAAAAAAUGGAAUUUAUAUGAACCAUGGAAAUAACGAGGAAUUUGUAUCAAAUGAAAACACGCAUUGUAAAAGUAAUGUAGAAGUAAAUACAGAUAUUUCAAUGAAUUUAGAUUUUUUUUGUGAUAUGAAUAUUGUAGAUAUGAAAAAUAUAAAAUACACACCUGGGAAAAAAGAAGAUAUACAAAUUGACGAAUUUACAGAUUUGAUUAAAAGCGAUAUAACAUUUGGUAAGAAGAAAAAUGUGGAUAUUUGUAACCACAUGGAUAAUAAAAUGAAGGUAUAUACAAACGAAUAUACAAACGAAUAUACAAACGAAUAUACAAAUGAAUAUACAAACGAAUAUACAAAUGAAUAUACAAACGAAUGUUCUAAUGAAGAUACCAACGAAUACAAUCUUAAUAACAGCCAUUCUAAAUAUGAUACACUUGUUAAUGUUGAAAAUUCAUCAUAUAAAAAAAGGUCGCAGAUAUGUUACUGGAGUAAUAAUAAUAAUAAUAAUAAUAAUAAAUUUUAUAACAAUUUCCUAUUUAAAAUACCUACAGGUAUGGGAAAAACAUUAAUUUAUGAUAUUCUUAUUAUUCGUCAAGUUUUAUAUAAAGGUUUUAGAGUUAUUUUAACCUUACCAACAUUAUCUCUAAUAAAUGAAAAAUAUGAAUAUUAUGAUAAAUUAUUUGGUGAUCAAACAGUAUCAUUAAAUAUUAAAAAAUUUAAUAGUAAUGAUUUUACCGGAUAUUCAUAUAGUCUAUCAACAGAUUUGGCAUUAUGCACAUUUGAACAAGCAAACACCAUUUUAAGUAUUAUCAUUAAAAAUAAUUUAAAAUUUAAUUAUUUAUUUAUACUUGAUGAAAUUCAUUAUAUAAAUAAUCAAAAGAGGGGAUUUCAUAUUGAAUCCCUCUUAACAAAAAUUAAAUAUAUCCAGAAAAAUUUUAGUCAUAUUUAUAAUAUAAAGGUAUAUGGCUUUUCUGCGACUAUUUCCAACAUUGACCAGCUAGCUGAAUGGCUAGACGCCAAUGUGUAUGAAAGCAAAACGAAACUUCAACGAAUAAAAUACCUGUAUAAAAUAGACAACUCAUUAUACAAAGAUAUAAACAAAAACGAGGUGGAGAGGACGUUGGAAAAUUGUAAUACGUUGGAUCCGAAUCAUUUGGGAUAUUUGAUAAGUGAAGAAUUUAUUUUAAAAAAGAAUGUUUUAAUAUUUUGUCCAUCGAAAAAUAAGAGUGAACAGACGGCUUCAUUUAUAAGUAGUACACUGCCUUAUUAUUUGAAUAAGAGAGACUAUAAAAUAAAUAUGGAAUUACAAGAAAAGCGGUUUAAAUUAUUAAAUGAUUUGAAAGGUUUGACAAUAAAAGUAGCAAAUGUUGAAAAGAUGAUUAUGAAUGGGAUAUUUUAUCAUCAUUCAGGAUUAAAUAUUAAUGAGAAGAGUCUUAUUGAAAAUUCUUUUCGAAAUAAUAUAUUAUUUUGUUUGUGUUGUACAACAACAUUAUCUGUAGGAAUAAAUAUGAAUAUUCAUACUAUAAUAAUUCGUAGUUUGAAAUUAGGAAAAUCAUUUAUAACAAAAGAUGAAAUCACACAGAUGGCAGGACGAUGUGGAAGAUCUCAGAAAAAAUUGUAUGAUAGUACUUCAAGUUGUAAAAAUUUCGAUGAAAGUACAAAUAAAAGUUAUAUGACACCUGAUAGAAGAUAUACUGAUUCAAGUGGCUUACCUCCUAUAUUAGAUUAUGAUUAUGAUUGUGAUGGGAAAGUUAUAAUAUUUGUGUCCAAUGUAGAAAAACAUUAUUUAGAAAAAAUAUUAUAUGACGAAGAAGAAAUGUCUAAAUUAAAAACUACAUUAAAUAAUAUCCAAAUGUGUAAGUUUUUAUUAGAUUUUAUUCAUUUAAAAUUAAUAAAGACAAAAAAAGACAUGUUUGAUUUUUUAUAUUUAUAUAGCAUCAAAUUUUUUAAGGCAAAACGUGUAGAAGGCAACACAAAUGACGAUGACCAAAAUAAUGGUAUAAAUAUGAAUAUUAAUAAUAAUGAUAAGUGUAUUCAUAAUAAUAAUGAUAAAUGUUGUAGUAAUAAUAAUAACAAUGAUAAAUGUUGUAGUAAUAAUAAUAACAAUGAUAAAUGUUGUAUUCAUAAUAAUAAUGAUAAGUGUAUUAAUAAUAAUAAUGAUAAGUGUAUUAAUAAUAAUAAUGAUAAGUGUAUUCAUAAUAAUAAUGAUAAAUGUUGUAUUCAUAAUAAUAAUAAAUGUAGUAAUAAUAUGAAUGAAAAAAUUUUGAUUGAUGUGAAACAAACCUUUCAAUAUUUAUUUGAAAAUAAAUUAAUUACUAUUCCUUAUGAACAAGAAAAGAAUUAUUAUGAACAUGUGUUUAAUAAAAUAUUCCAUAUUAAUUUCUGUGAUAUUAAUAAAAUUUUUACUUUUCAAUAUAUUAAUCAGAAUAUUAAUCCUAAUAUAUUAAUGAAAUAUAAUAUAACACAAAAAAUUAACAUUUUUAAAAAAUUAUAUCAUAAUUAUAAAGGAAAAAAUAUUACUACUGAUAAACAAACUUCUUUUUUCACCUUACCAUUUAUAACAAUCUUAUUAAUUUUUAAAGAUAUCGAAUUCAAUAAAAACCUAUUCCAAAACUUAUAUGUUGAAUUUAUAAAAUAUAUUUUCCUUAUGAAUAUAAAUCUUCAACAAUAUGAUCUUUUCGUUUAUGAUAUAUUAAAGGACGAUGAUCCGAUUGCAUGUACAGAAUUGUUUUCUUAUGUACAGUCAGCGUCAAGUAUAAUGGAGUUCAUUUUUAAUUACUCCUUAGUUCAAUAUAUAUACGUUAAAGGGUUUCUACCUGAUGUUUUACUCAUGAUCUUUGCCUUCUGCAUAAAUUCCGAAAUAAAUUUAAAAAUCCACUUUGAUAUAUAUGAACAAAUACUUAUGUCACAUAACAAAAAUAUAAAGAACGUUUUCCAGUUUUUUGGCCUCAACGUUGAAAAGUUAAAAAAUUUCGAGUUAAAAAAUGUUGAUGAUCUUUUCGAUGCUUCCGCAAACAUUUUAAAGGGAAAAUUAAAUAUUGACCAGAUAUAUGAAAAUUUGGAAUGGAUAAAAAUUAAGAGAUUUUAUUAUGCAAUGAUUAUUUAUGAUUGUUAUAAUGAUGACGUAUAUCAAGUAGCUAAAAAGUACCGAUUAAAAUUAAAAGAAAUAAAAACUGUAUAUUUAAGAUGUAUAUUUAAUCUUUCUUACAAUUGUCGAAUCCUAAAAAAUUUUAAAAACUCUUUGGAUAUAUUCUGUAUUAUUUUAGAAAAUUUGUUGGCGAAAAUGAAGACAAAAAAUUUCCCUUUUAUUUAA